Hyalella azteca is the source of this 3055-nucleotide messenger RNA. RefSeq names its product lipopolysaccharide-induced tumor necrosis factor-alpha factor homolog. The record is from RefSeq and is a predicted model, not a curated record. NCBI's taxonomy places the organism in Eukaryota, Metazoa, Arthropoda, Malacostraca, Amphipoda, Hyalellidae. Gene Ontology annotation, molecular function: zinc ion binding.
AGCCAAGCAUCAUGUCCAAAAGCAACCAAGCCCCCAUUGGGUUCAGCGCUGCUCCCCCUCCCUCAGCACCCCCCAGCUAUGCCCAAGCCAUGGGAGGUGUUCCUCCCCAAGCUCCUUACUACCCCCAGCCAGCUCCCCCUGGGGUGUACGGACACCCUGACACCCAGCAGCCUUUCCUCAAAGAUCAAGCUCGCCCGACGAUCGUGACGACGAUUGUGCCGCUGGGUCGUCAGUCGACGCACAUGAUCUGCCCGCACUGCCAGGCUGAGAUCAACACUGCUACCAAAACUGCGCCCUCCCGCACCGCCUGGCUCGCCAGCCUCCUCAUUUGCCUCCUCGGAUGUCCUCUGGGAUGCUGCCUCAUCCCCUUCUGCAUGGAUGACUGCAUGAACACCGAGCACAACUGCCCCAACUGCAAGGCUUACCUGGGGCAGCACGCGCGCAACUGAGCAACCUUUGCAUCACGCGCGUAACUUCAUCUCUAAGCGCUUGACUCCAUCUUUAAGCGCGUACUUUCAUCUUUGAGCGCGUAACUCCAUCUUUGAGCGCAUAACUCCAUCUUUGAGCGCGUAACUCCAUCUUUGAGCGCGUAACUCCAUCAUUGAGCGCGUAACUCCAUCAUUGAGCGCGUAACUCCAUCUUUGAGCGCGUAACACCAUCUUCAAACGCGCAACUCCAUCUUCACCAGCGGAUAUCAAAAGUUUCGCGCUUAAUAGUGCAUGGAGUAGAACGGAAGUACAAGUUUGAGUUAAAUUUGUGAGGUUGCCCCUCGAAUUAGAAGCCAUCAUACGACGAAGCCAAUUUUUAUUUGAUGUAACGGAGAAACCUAUUUCAUGUAGCGCACUCGCAAAUAUUUGUUUCGGCGGACAAAUGGAAGUUGUCAUUCACAGCUAUUGUGAUUAUGUUAUUGAAUAGGUUUGUUUUUGUUUCUUCUAAAUUCUAUUUGAAUCCUUAAGUACCUUGAAAUAGAUCUGAUUACACAGUUGAGAUUAUAUUGUGUGUCGAUUGAACGCACCAGGUGCGGUUUUAGAAAUCUUAUUUUAUUGUGUUACGAAUGUCAUUUUUGCUAUUUAACUCGUGCCGAAUUUUUCAAAAUUGUAAUAAAAACAGCUUGAGCUUGCAGUAUAUUCUUUGUCUCGUUUCUGUCAAGGAUUGAUGUCGUCUAUGGUAUUCUGCUCUUUUAUUUCAUUUCGAAAUUGUCCAUUUAAAACACGUGGUUCGCGUUACAACGCCGCCUCGUUCGAUGUCUCAGUUUAGCGAUCACUUGGCAUCGCAUGUUUCACUCUUUAUUCAUUAAGCAUUUAUUGUACUCGCACUCAUUUAAUUAUUUACUAACUUCUUCUUAACUUGAUUAUUAUUAUUUUCGUCCUUUUAUCAUAAAUGGUUUAAUGACCCUUGCUUCACUAACUCAAGCUUCGCAGCGAAUGAUAGCCAAAAAUAUUCUGAUAGAAACUAUACUCGCAACUCGGCCAUUUAAACAGAACCCGAGUUAACGUUAUAAAUUGGUCAAUAUGAGGAUUGAAAACUUGGAUGCUGGAUUAUUUGGAAGGGUGAUCGGGACGUGCAUGUUCUCUUUUUGACGAGUGAAUUAGAGGAAGCUUUCACUUGCGUUUGUGACUCUCUUAUAGUAUUUUUCGUGUAGAUGUGCCUUCGUACUGUCAUGCGUACGUUCCAUACAUUCAUUUGUACAUUUUAUGAAGUCUCAAGUUUGCUCGCGCAAUCUUAUUGCACGAUGUUUUAUUGCAUUUCCAUCCUUUAUUAAUUCCAUUCAUUUUGGGAGUAUUUAAAGUGCGUCACACUUUAUGCACUAACUAACGCGCGUAUAGAUUCGUCCAUAACUCCUUGCAUCAUCCGAUCUGUUCUUAUAUUAAGCCAGUUUCGUGUGUAUUUGACUAACAACGCUCUUUAAAUUCGUAAGAUGUGCUCAUAUUAAAAAAUCGCUCAUGAUUGAAGGUCAGUGAAUUUAUGGUCUAUAUCGCUUCUUGUUUCCCAUCGUGCGACGUCAACAUACUGCACGCAUCCUUGGGCGCGCGUUAUUUUAAGGCAUGUUGGUGUCAUCAGUUACGCAUGCCAAUAUAUACCUCUUUUAUGUGGUAAAUACGUAGUGCCUUCACCGUAUGAAGAACAAAUCUGACACACAAGGCUUGGUCGGUGUUAAACUUUAAAAACCUGAAUAAAUUAAAGCCAAGUGCAAUGUUUUCUCGCCAGCAAGACGGUAGCUCUACUCUGCUGAAGGCUCUUUGUUUCAACAGUGCAGUCGUUCCAAAACUUUUCUACCUUGUGAACAAAUUUAAGAUGAUGAAAAUAAUAAGUAUGUCGCUCUCGUCUUAAAUGUUGUUAUUUACGCUUCACUAUAUACUGCUUUCAUUGCUAUACUUGAUAAGAAUUGCCCGCAGUUUUGGGACUAUUGCAUCAGCGACAUUUUUAUGCUAAUCCUUGAACUCGAGUACGUUCGAAGUCUCACUAAAAUUUUAAUUGAUUUCAUUAAAUGAUGAAAGUUCUGCAUUACUAGAAAAUGGUUUUAAUUUGGGUGAGUUCACGAGUUCACGUCACAACUUUCUUGGAGCAUAAAUACAACGCUUUUUAUUGUCAGACUAACUUUCUAUUAUUCUGUACGCAAUUUAGUAUUAUGGUUACUAAUUGCCACCGAGAUAUGUGUAGUGUUCCUUCAUAAAAAUAGCGUAUAUCUAACUUCAAAAUCAAACACCAACUCGUAACUAACCGCGCGGCAGUUUGACAAAUCUAUUGGCAUGUUGAUAGCUAUGUUGACAGGUCUGUCCACUUGAGCUUGUCUUGUGUGUAUAAAUAUCAUUUGGCAUAAACUCCGCAUCGACGUCAUUACUUACAUACCUCUAUUUGUACAACUAACACCCCCGUGUAUUUGAUGCUUGAAUCUCAAUUAGUGUUUGAACAUAUACCAAAAAUAUGAAACUCGCAAUCUCAAUAAUGCUGACCAAAUAUGAACUAAGAAAUCUAUUAAACAGUGUAUAUGGAAUCAAAAUUUAGAAAUUGUUUACAGGUUCAUUGGGUUAACGUUAAUAAAUAUGUUGUCGGA